Messenger RNA from Magallana angulata, 3900 nucleotides. RefSeq lists its product as uncharacterized. The transcript has a single exon. The record is from RefSeq and is a predicted model, not a curated record. NCBI's taxonomy places the organism in Eukaryota, Metazoa, Mollusca, Bivalvia, Ostreida, Ostreidae. The coding region runs from base 1454 to 3040 and encodes 528 amino acids.
GGGAAGGGGGGCAUUGUCGGGCCUGCCACGCUGAAGUGGCCAGGUAUUGUACCCACACCUUUGUGUGUCACCUGUGCUUGCUUGACCAUGUCAAAUAUUUAAACGCUGUGGCGGCUUUAGUAUUGAUUCCGCCUGAGCCACAUUGAUUUUCAAGUCUCUGUUUUCCCCGAGUUGAGCGGCACAUGUAGGAGAGUGAAUCUCUCCGUGCUCGGUAGAGGUUCCAGUCCUUGUAUUACACAACUAACACGCCUGUCGACCGUCAAAUUUUAUGUGUCAGGAAAUUAGUUGUUUAAAAACUAUAAUAAAUACUUAGUCUCCUUACAUCAGACUGAAGUUGCAUUGCUGUGAUAAUUUUAUUCAACAUAUACCAUAAAUCUUGAAUUCACAGUAGAUAUCAGAUAAAAUUAAAAGUGUUUUUGAAUCGUUAGCAAUUGAUUUUUUUCCUUUCAUUAAAUUUUCAGACAAUUGAAUCAUGGAUUUAUAGAUAUAUUGUUAAUAGAUAAUGCCAAAAAGACUAAGCUGUAUGGGAUGUUUUCUCUUUUUCUCCAUGAUAUAUUGAUGUAUAGAAUACUAGGGAAAAGACUGGUGAAAGCGUGCAGCCAGUUAAACCUCUAUUGUGAAUUAGAAUAAAGAAAAGUGUCCUAUUGUUUUCAUGUAAUUAGCCAUGUACCAUGCUCCGAAUGUCAAUUGAAUUGUAAAACAGGCUAUUUAAUUAUUCCAUUUAGAAAUCAAGAGCUAGCAAUAUUGAUGAAUCCUCACCACAAAAUACAGCAUUCAUUUCAUUAUACAAAAUCAGAACUCACCUGAAUUAUGUGGUUGUAUAAUUCUACAAUCACAAUUGAAUUAUGAUUAGAAAAAAAGCUAGAAGUUGUGGUAGAGAUAACACUUGUAUUGUUAGCAUUGUGAUUGUGUCAUGGUGGUUAAUGGUUCCAUAGGAAUUGUCCUCUCUGACUGGUAGAGCACAGUAAAAGGGCUUGAAUUAGUUUAAAGUAGUAUACAUUUUUUCAUGGACUGGAGAAAACCUGUGCCAUAUGUUUUAAAUUAGAGAGAAAGAGGCCAGCUUUAUCAGUGAGGUGCUGGUAGAGGUUGCCAGCUGAUUAUCUGGAGAUACAAGCAUAAUCUGGUGUAAACCUGGAAUCAAAUAGAAUAGGAAAGCAGACGAUGAAUUACAAUAUAAGUCAACAUAAGGUUUAUAAACGUGAAUUACAACAAAAAAAUUAAAUGUUGAUCAAAUGUUAUUAUAAAUUGAAAAAAAAAAAACAUUUAAUUACCCUUUCACAUCCCAACUACAAAGUUUUUACUGGUAAUGAGUUAAUUUUAUUUACUAAUAAGAAUUUAAAGAAAAAUAAAACCAUUCAUUAAAUUGGUAUUCAAUAUAAAACAAUCUUUGAUGAAGUUUUUGUUAUGAAAAAGAUGAUGUCAUAAUAGGCAUUAUGAUGUCAUCAGGCUUGUGAUGUCAUUGAAAGUGACACAUAAAUAUAUGACACAUUUUGGAGCUCAGAAGAAAUGUUGCUAUGUUUCCAUGUUAUGUUGCCAUUCUGGAGUAUCAUCUGUCAUGGAGAACUUUAGUUCAGCUGCAUCAGGUUAUUUUUCUGAGAGGAUAGAUAGCCAGGUACCCGGGUUUAGUUCUCAGCCUGAUGAAUCAGAAAGAGUCACUGAACCAGAGCUUUGGGAUUCAGCAUUCAGAUUUGUGGUACAAUCAGCAGUCAACUGUUUGUUUGACUCCGCAAAUGCUAGACUUGGAAAUAUUUACAAUGACAACUCGGGAAACGAGAACAGGACUCAAGCCUCCAACAGACAGACAAACUUACAAGGAAUAAACUCUUCUUUGAGGAUGCAGCCAGCUGACACUGCCUCGAAUACACCACUUGAUACUGGAUCCGCUCACAGAAGUUUUAGUCAAGGUGGUCAAUCAGAGAGGACCUCUUCUCUUCACCCAGAGGAAAACGGACAGAACAAUGGGACCACUGUACUGUUUGAGAACCAAAUGUACACUGUUCCACCCAGAGGCGUGUAUGUAUCAGUCUUUCUGAGGCACUUUGAUUCCCAGCAAGUUAUUGCACCAUUGACAAGAACGCAUCAUUAUCACCCAUACAGACAUAUGUUGCUGUUAAAUUUAAGGGGAAGGAGAACCAUGCCCAGAGAACACAGACCCCAGAGCUUUGCAUUGGAAGGUCAGGGUAGAGGAGCUCACAAUUCAAAUAUCACCAGAUGGAGACCAGUCCAGAGAGAAGCUUUGCAACCAAUGGAUGGACUAAUAACAGAGUCUUACAAUCACCGCAGUGAUAACUAUGAAGAUACUGUCUAUAACGAGAAUGAACAUCUACUCCAACAUCAAGGUGCAGAACUAGGGAGAGCCCCUCAGGCUGAAGCAAGCAAUGAACAUCAGAGCCCCACCCCUGGGGCUAGUGUAGACGGUGGAGACCAGAUACCCACCCCUGGGGCUAAUGUAGACAGUGGAGAUCAGAUACCCACCCCUGGGGCUAAUGUAGACAGUGGAGACCAGAUACCCACCCCACAGGUUGAUGACAGUGUGAGAGAAAGUGAAGAGACUGGUGCUGGGCUCGAUUUUCAUUCCCCAGUCUUUGUUAGAGGACCUAACAACAGCCCUGGGUCUUUGGCUGUACUCUUUAACCAGCUCUUGCAGCGGUUCUAUCAGGAGGCCAUGAAGUGGAUAUUUGUGACAGCAGUGUGGCAUCCUAGACAGGAAAAUCUCAGAAACAUGCUCAGCACCAUUGCAGACCUUGUCCAAGAGCCAGGCCUCUCUGUGACAAAUAGCAUGUUGCAGGGAUUCAUGACUGGGAUCACUAUCACCUAUAAUACUCAGUUUCAGCGUUUGCUGCAGAUUCUGAAUCCACUGAGUGGACUCGACACUCUACCCCCCACCACAGCGACAUACUUCAGGAUACAGAGCCUGCUGUUCAACAUCAACCUGGCACCGCGACAGUUACUGCAUAGAUUUUCUGACAUAGUGAGGACUGCCAUGACAGCCAUGAUACAACAGCACAAUGCACAAGUUAUUGACCAACCUCGCCGGUGAUUAGUUGUCUGCCUUCAUUCAAUUAAAAUAUCAGUUGCAGCAUGGUACCAGCAUUACAGAGCACACCAACCAAUCAAUUUCUGUUGCUAUCUCGUUUCAUUUUUUUGCGGCAGAUUUAAUGUAGCCGUGUUAGAUUGCCAGAAUUUUUAUUCAGAAGAAGCUAGUCAAGUUUUAUAGAUUAUUUAUAGUGAUAACAUAACAAUUGGAGUUUACUUAAAUAAUCCUGCAUAACUUUAUGGUCAGUGCCAUUGAUUUUCCCACUACGUUCUCUCAUUCUUUUUAUAAAUUUUUCAAUAACCCCUGUGGUAUAUCCUUCCAAUGAAUAUUUAUGAAGUCUCAUGAAUAUGUAUGUUCUACCUGAGCACUCUUUUCCUGCCGUGGUGAAUAACUGCUGGGUGAUAUUGUAAUCUGUGUGUUUGGGGCUGUGUGGAGCCAGUCUCUGUGUCGUAGUGGGCACGGUGUUUACUUUUUGACUAGGGUCCCCAGAAUAUCCUGUAGGCCAAGCUCCUCAGAUAGGAAUGUUCAGGUGGCAAGCAUUAAAACAGCUGGGGGUUACAGGCAAUGGCCCUUUUUUCUCUCUUAUUCAGUUCCUUCAGGAUGCUGAUUUCCUUUGCAGCUGCGCUCUAUAGAAACACACACAUGGCUUAGAUUAUAAAAGAACAUCAUUAUAUUUGUAGGGAUAUCAAAUAAAGUAUCAAGCGGGAAACCAGCAGUGAUGUUUUAUGUUUUUUAACUCUCUGAAUAAAAAUAUAUAUCGGCCUUUAUUUAUUUACAUAAGUAGAAUUCAUGAAAUAAGACUAUCGUCCUUUGAAAGAUAAGCAUAAACUAGAGAUUUUGCUUUCAUUUUUUUACAAUAAAGA